AAGAAUGACGUCAGAUCGGGCAGACAUAUUUGUGCGGGCUGAUAGUUAACGGUCGGACGGAUUCGUAUGGGGAGAGGAAGCCAGGGCAAGGAUUUAGUUCAGAUUGUGUUUACUUUUCGACUUCGCCAGGGAUCGAGGUUACACUGAAAUGUCGGAGGAAAUUGAGGGGACAAAGACGACGGAGGAGACGGUGGUGAAUGACCAGAAUGAGAUGGACGACAAGGUGACCAGUCCAGAGAAGGUUGAGGAGGCCAAGUUGAAGGCUCGCUACCCAAACCUGGGGCACAAACCUGGAGGCUCCGACCUGCUACGCAAACGCCUGACCAAGGGGCAAAAGUAUUUUGACUCUGGGGACUACAACAUGGCCAAGGCCAAGGUGAAGAACAAGCAGCUUCCUGCAGCUGCGUCAGAGAAGAGCGGAGGAGGAGAGAUCACAGGAGACCAUAUCCCCACACCUCAGGACCUGCCUCAGAGGAAACCUUCCCUGGUGGCCAGCAAACUGGCCGGCUGAUACACACUGUCCUGUCUCUAACCCUGUCAAUACUCC
Oncorhynchus mykiss (rainbow trout) is the source of this 547-nucleotide messenger RNA. The record is from RefSeq and is a predicted model, not a curated record. Lineage: Eukaryota; Metazoa; Chordata; Actinopteri; Salmoniformes; Salmonidae.